Molecule: messenger RNA, 1262 nt
Organism: Nothobranchius furzeri (turquoise killifish)
Lineage: Eukaryota; Metazoa; Chordata; Actinopteri; Cyprinodontiformes; Nothobranchiidae
Gene: dync2li1
Product: dynein, cytoplasmic 2, light intermediate chain 1
Biological process (GO): intraciliary transport involved in cilium assembly; intraciliary retrograde transport
Cellular component (GO): ciliary basal body; axoneme; cytoplasmic dynein complex
Molecular function (GO): dynein heavy chain binding
Source: RefSeq, a predicted model, not a curated record
UUUUACUACAUUUCCCAUAAUGCAUAGGAGGACGUAACAUGGGAAGCACCGCCGUUACUCUGGCAACGAUCCCUGCAGUUUCUUAUGUAGCUUAGCUUGUCAGCGUAAAAUAUCCAGUUUAAUGGCAAAACUAACCUCAGACACGAUAUGGGAGCUAGCUGCUUCGGAGGUCCUGAGUCGCGAGAACGGAGCACCGGAGGAGGACGGGGCAGACACGGUGUGCGAGAGGAGCGUGUUUCUGAUGGGGAGCAAGGCUGGGGGUAAAACAUCUAUUCUUCUCAGGUGUCUUGACAGGGAUGAACCACCUAAGCCAACUCUGGCGCUGGAGUACACGUUUGGAAGACGGGCUCGGGGACACAACACACUCAAAGACGUAGCCCACCUAUGGGAGCUGGGGGGAGGAACUUCUUUGUCAGACCUGAUCCAGAUACCCAUCACACCUGCCGCUCUAAGGUUUCUCUCAGUCAUCCUGAUCCUGGACCUGUCUAAACCCAACACUCUGUGGGCAACCAUGGAGAAGCUGCUGCACGCAGCACAAGCUCAUUUUGAAAAAAUGUCUUCCCAAGCACAGAAAUCCAAAUCUGGGGCCAAAUACCAGAAUCCUGUUCACUCAACUGCUCGGGUUUUACCUAAAGACUACCCCGACAGAGAGCUGAUCAGUCCUUUUCCCGUCCCACUGCUCAUCGUCGGCAGCAAAUACGACCUCUUCCAGGAAUUUCACUCGGAUAAGAAGAAAGUGAUCAGCAAAACUCUGCGUUUUGUUGCCCACUAUUACGCAGCUUCCCUGAUUUUCACGAGCAUUAAAUCAGAGAGCCUCAUGUCAAAAACGAAGAGCUUCUUCUCUCAUCUGGCGUUUGGCCUGGAGAAAGGCAAGACUAUGUGCUGUGAUCCUGGUAAACCUACCAUCAUUCCAGCAGGCUCCGACUCUUUCAGCCAGAUAGGCUCCCCUCCUCUGACUGAUGUAGACAUAACGUCUCUUCAUGCAAAAAACCCAAAGGAUCUGUGGAAGAAAGUGUUUGAACGAGUCUUUCCCAACGAGAGUGCCAGUGAGCAAAGGGAGCUAAAGGAUCCAGCAAAAGAUCCACAGUACAGUGAGCCUCAGAUAGAUGCCAUGAGAGCACAAAAAGACCAGGAGUUGGAGCAGUAUAAAAGGAACGCAACAAAAUCAUGGAAAGGACUGGAACUGGAGACAUAGAGACAACUUUAUUAUACACACACACACACACACACACACACACACACACACACACACACACACACAC